This is a messenger RNA of Prunus avium (sweet cherry), 1727 nucleotides long. Its product is annotated as serine/threonine-protein kinase 52. Gene Ontology annotation, cellular component: plasma membrane. Lineage: Eukaryota; Viridiplantae; Streptophyta; Magnoliopsida; Rosales; Rosaceae. The record is from RefSeq and is a predicted model, not a curated record. Gene Ontology annotation, biological process: protein phosphorylation. Gene Ontology annotation, molecular function: ATP binding; protein serine/threonine kinase activity.
CAUAGCUUCCUCCUUUUACCUUUUUCCUCUCUCUCCUUAGCCUCUCAUCCAUCAUUGAGUCUCAGUCAAAACUCUCUCAGUCAUACAACAUACACAAAAGAGAAGAAAGAGAAGAAGACAACUCCCCCAGGCCCCAAUUACACAAACAAAACGUCACAGGCAAACCACCAGUCCAAAUAAACGAAACACCAAAGCCAUAAAAACGACUCUACUCUGGCUGGCCCUGUCUGAUUCAAUUUUGAGUUUUUGAGGGUCGAAAUUUGGAAAGAUGAAGGAGAGCAGUGAUGGGUUUGUGAGGGCAGAUCAGAUUGAUCUGAAGAGCUUGGAUGAACAGCUGGAGAGGCACCUCAACAGGGUCUUGACUUUGGAGAAGAGCAAGAUCAUGAGAGACCCAGAAACCAACAGCAACAGCAUCAACCUCUCCACCUCCAAUUCCACCACCUCCACUUCUGCCAUGACCCUCUCCAUUCCCAAGCGCCACAGGCAGGACUGGGAGAUCGACCCCGCCAAGCUCAUCAUCAAAUCCGUCAUUGCACGUGGCACCUUCGGCACCGUCCACCGUGGCAUGUACGACGGUCAGGAUGUCGCCGUUAAAUUACUUGACUGGGGUGAAGAGGGUCACAGGACAGAAGCUGAGAUUUCUUCUCUAAGGGCAGCUUUUACUCAAGAAGUUGCUGUCUGGCAUAAACUAGAUCAUCCUAAUGUUACUAAGUUUAUAGGGGCGACAAUGGGUUCAUCAGAACUACAAAUACAGACUGAAAAUGGUCAAAUUGGCAUGCCGAGUAAUAUCUGUUGUGUCGUCGUGGAAUAUCUUCCUGGGGGUGCUCUGAAAUCGUACCUCAUUAAGAAUAGGAGAAAGAAGUUGGCUUUUAAGGUCGUUGUCCAGCUGGCACUAGAUCUUGCUAGAGGGUUGAGCUACCUACACUCACAGAAGAUUGUUCACAGAGAUGUAAAGACAGAGAACAUGCUGCUGGAUAAGACACGUGUAGUCAAGAUUGCAGAUUUUGGGGUUGCUCGUGUUGAAGCUUCAAAUCCUAAUGACAUGACUGGGGAGACUGGCACACUUGGUUACAUGGCUCCUGAGGUUCUCAAUGGCAACCCAUAUAACAGGAAAUGUGAUGUGUACAGCUUUGGCAUCUGUCUAUGGGAGAUAUAUUGCUGUGACAUGCCAUAUCCUGACCUUAGCUUCUCGGAAGUGACUUCAGCUGUGGUUCGCCAGAAUUUGAGACCAGAGAUACCAAGAUGUUGUCCAAGUUCCCUAGCAAAUGUAAUGAAGCGAUGCUGGGAUGCCAACCCAGACAAGCGGCCAGAGAUGGAUGAGGUAGUCUCAAUGUUGGAGGCUAUCGACACGUCGAAAGGCGGAGGUAUGAUCCCUCAAGAUCAGUCUCAGGGUUGUUUUUGCUUUCGCAAGAUUAGAGGGCCUUGAAGAUUUAUUCAUUAAAAGAACAACUGGGAUGAUUGUUUUUAAGAUCAAAGAGUCCAAUUUGUACUUAUGAUAGCAACAGACAAAAAGAAUUUGAGAUAUCAAAAGAAGAUGAACAGAAGGUGGUUGGGGUAUACAUUUGAUGAGCAAUGCUAUUUCUCAUUUUGUUUGAGGAUGUAAAGCUUUUAUUUAUUAUUGUUCCUUUUUUUUCUCUUCCCUUAAAUGAAUGUGUAUUUAUUUGACUUGCUGGCACCACCAGCUCCUUGUAAGAUCCAUUAUAUACUAGUAUUAUUGUUAUGAUUAA